AGCCCAGCCCAGCUCCCCCUGGCUGGGGACCGGCCUAAAGAGCAAGUGCCCCGGAUCCGUUCCCCGACCUCCCCUCCCCGGCCAGGGGAGCGGAUCGGGGCCUUUACCGCCCCGCGUGAGCUCCGCCGGCCAGGUGAGGGGACGCGCUUGUCUGUCAGCAGAGGGUGUCGGCGCGUCCCCGGCCUGCAGCCGGUCCCGAGACCCCGCCGUGGGCUGGCCCCUCCUUUCAUCAACUGUUCCGUGUUUUGGCCCUUUGGGGCAGUGGCUGCUCGGCCCGUUUCUCCCGGCCAUGCUGCGCACCGGCCCUUCCCCCUCUGACGUGCCAGUCAGGACGGUCUGAGGGGUGCCAACUUUGGUUGGAUGGUUUCCUGGAGGUUUCCUCUCAUGACAUAAUCUUUAAUUCCUGGAGGGUCGGCAACCCUAUGUGACGGCCGAGGACCCCAGCGCCGACGGGUGGCUAUGCAGAUCCCCGAGGCAAUUCUCACCAAUAAGGAGCUACAGGAGGCAGUUGGAGCCCUCCCCAGCAACUAUAACUUUGAGAUCUACAAGACAGUCUGGAGAAUUCAGCAGGCUAAGGCAAAGAAAGUGGCUCUGCAGAUGCCCGAAGGCCUCCUCAUGUUCGCGUGCACCAUCGCUGACAUCAUUGAAAGGUUCACCGGUGCCGAGGCGGUGGUGAUGGGAGACGUGACCUACGGUGCGUGCUGUGUGGAUGACUUCACGGCCAGGGCCCUUGGGGCCGACUUCAUGGUUCACUACGGACACAGCUGCCUGGUUCCCAUUGACGCCACGCAGGGGGUAAAGAUGCUCUAUGUGUUUGUGGAUAUCAAGAUCGACACGUCCCACUUCAUGGAGACCAUCCACUUCAACUUCCCCAAGGGCGCCUGCCUGGCUCUUGUCAGCACCAUCCAGUUUGUCUCCGCUUUGCAGGCAGCAUCCCAGGUCCUGCGCUCCGAGUACAAGGUCAGCAUCCCGCAGUGCAAGCCGCUCUCGCCAGGCGAGAUCCUGGGCUGCACGUCUCCCCGGCUGGGGCCGGACACAGACGCCAUUGUGUACCUGGGGGAUGGGCGCUUCCACCUGGAAUCUGUCAUGAUUGCCAACCCCAGAGUUCCCGCCUACAGGUACGACCCCUACAGCAAAGUCUUCUCCAUGGAGCACUACGCCCAUGAGCGCAUGCAGCAUGCCCGGCAGGAGGCCAUCUGCACCGCUGCCCACGCCCGGAGCUGGGGACUCAUUCUCGGGACCCUGGGGCGCCAGGGCUCCAACUCUAUCCUGCAGCACCUGGAGGCGCGGCUCCAAGCCCUGGGCCUCCCGUUCGUCAGGGUGCUGCUCUCGGAAAUCUUCCCUAGCAAGCUGCAGCUGUUCCCCAAUGUGGACGCGUGGGUGCAGGUGGCUUGUCCCCGGCUCUCCAUUGACUGGGGAGGAGCCUUCAGCAAGCCACUGCUCACACCCUAUGAGGCUGCUGUGGCUCUGAAGGAAAUUGAGUGGCAGCAGACUUACCCCAUGGAUUUCUACGCUGGCCAGUCCCUGGGGCCCUGGACAGUCAACCAUGCCAGCCACCAGUCCCAGAGGGGUGCCAGCCAGCCCGCACAGGGUGACGCUGGGGAACAUGGCUACAAACCUGACCCAGCCAAGGCCUUGGCUCCUCCUGGGCCUCACCCCUCCCCUUUCGCCCUAGGCCAGGGAUCAGCAGCCUUUGGCAUGCGGCCCAUGGGCUGAGGGAUGUGCUGGCCGCCGCUUCCCGCAGCCCCCAUUGGCCUGGAGCGGUGAACCGCGGCUAGUGAGAGCCACGAUCGGCCGAACCUGCGGACUUGGCAGGUAAACAAACCGGCCCGGACCGCCAGAGGCUUUCCCUGAUGAGCCCCGCACCAAAGGCUGCCGGUCCCUGCCCUAGGAAGUCAGGAGGCCUGCGGCUGUGCACAGGAGAAACACCCUGUGGUGCUGGCACCUGACCAGCAGAAGGCAUCAGAGGACUGUGCAGGUGCUCAGAGCUCCGGACUCUCU
Dermochelys coriacea (leatherback sea turtle) is the source of this 2001-nucleotide messenger RNA. RefSeq names its product diphthamide biosynthesis 1 (gene DPH1). Gene Ontology annotation, molecular function: 2-(3-amino-3-carboxypropyl)histidine synthase activity. Bases 460 to 1716 code for a protein of 418 amino acids. The transcript has 12 exons. The record is from RefSeq and is a predicted model, not a curated record. Gene Ontology annotation, biological process: protein histidyl modification to diphthamide. Lineage: Eukaryota; Metazoa; Chordata; Testudines; Dermochelyidae.